AUGGCCUCGGGGUUCUGUAAUAGAUGCACCCGUUUGCUCAGGGAAUUUGCUGCUCGUUUGAGGAGUUUUUGGAGAGAGUUGGAGUUUAAAGUCAGAGAGGUUUUCGGAUAUAUCGUCCACUGCAACUGCUUUAGGAACACGCUGGAGAGGAAGAAUCACCAGGAUCUUUCCUCAUUACACCUCAUGUGUGAAGAUGAAACUCAACUAAUCUCCACGGGAAGCUUCCAGGCGCUCAGCAGACUUGCAGGCUCAGAAAAUGCUGAUCUGCAGAUGGCAGCAGCCAUGUAUUAUUUGCACAUCAGCCACCACUUGAAAUCUACUUUAGAGCAACCCUUCAUGGAGCCAAUCAUGGCCCUGCUCUUAUCAGCUGACCUGGACGUGCAGAAGACUAUCUCUCUUGCGUUGGUGAAUCUGCUCAUAAAGAAUAAUGUGUGCAGAGAGCUGGUGAUCCAGAUGGGGAUGCUGGUGCCCGUCGUGGAGAUGUUCCAGUCUGGAGACGCUGCCGCUCAGAGUCACUCUUGUGCGUGUGUCGCCCUGCUGGCGUCCUCAGGAUCCAGCGCAGACGUCCUCCUGGUGGACGGGAUCUUCCCUCUGCUGGCUCUGGCCAAGUCCUACGACCCGGCGCUGCAGCAGAACGCGACGUGGGCUCUGCUGCACCUCACGCAGUCGGAUUGGUCCAUGAGGAUUUUGUGUCAGGCGGGGGCCGUCCCGGUCCUGGUCCUCCUGCUGCAGUCCUCGGAUUCAGAGGUUCAGUUCUACAGCUGCACGGCUCUGUGCAACGUCGCCGCCGUGCAGGAGCAUCGCCCCAAGCUGCUCGCCGUCGGGGGGCGAUAUUUGUGCAAGUCUCUUCUGACGCUCAUGUCCUCCUCCGUGCAGAAGAAUGCAGUCCAAGCGUGCAGAUGCUUGCAGACCCUUGCACAGAACGGUCUGAUCCAGGACCAGCUGAUGGAGCUCGACUGUGUUCCUCCUCUGAAGGCCCUGCUGAGAUCUUCCUCCCCGGCGGGGGUGGAGGCGGCGCUGACGCUGCUGUCUGCUCUGUCUGCUCUCCCACCGCACCAGGACGUCCUUGUGAGUGAAGGAAUUCUGGGAGAAAUGGGUCAGCUGCUCCGCCAACGCGGCUCCGGGUCCGUCGUGAUGCUCGGCUGCAGGAUCAUCACGGAGCUCUGGGGUUCCUGCCUGGCGGAGCAGGCCGUGGUGGACGGUCCCUGCUUGCCAGGACUCCUCGGGGUCCUGGAGUCUCCAUCCAUGUCAGACGAGACGCUGCUGCAGGUGAUGCUGGUCCUGCAUCACCUGCUGACCCGGGAUGCGAUCAGGACUAAAUUGUCCGCGACCGUGACUCCGGAGCAGAUCUCCAGACUCGUGCAGCUGUCUGAGCAGACCAGGAACCCGCCGCUGGCGUACAACUCUGCAGCUCUGAUCUGCAACUUUCACAUGACCGAGGAGCUGGUCCGGUCCCUGAGGCCCCACUACGCCGCGGCCUGCAGAUACUUGCUGCUCUUCCUCAGGAAGAAAGAAGUUAAAUUCCAGCAGCUCGGCAUCGCCACCAUCGUCAAGCUCAAGACAGAUGGAGACUUCUCCUCGCUGCUGGCCGGCAGCGAGCUGGAGGAUCAGAUCUGGAAGUUGCAGGUGCAGACGGAGGAGACCCGGCAGCUGCUGGAGAUGAUUCAGCCUCCCUCUCCGUCCUCCGUUAGCCCCCGACCGCCUCAGUGAACACUUCAGCUGCAUCAGGACUUUCUUUUUUACUGUGCUUUUUAAGUACCGUAUUUUCUGGACUAUAAGCCGCUACUUUUUUCAUAGGUUUUGAACCGUGCAGCUUAUACAAAGGUGCAGCUAAUCUGUGGAUUUUUCUUCCACCUCUCGGGGCGCUCUAACCGGAAUUAGAAUCAAAACUAAGACAAAAUAAAUGCAAAGAAGAAUACGCUACUUCUUCUUUAGCAGAUAGAAGUAGGUAGAAGCAGAUUU
Messenger RNA from Cololabis saira (Pacific saury), 1962 nucleotides. RefSeq lists its product as uncharacterized. Gene Ontology annotation, biological process: nucleus-vacuole junction assembly. The record is from RefSeq and is a predicted model, not a curated record. Gene Ontology annotation, molecular function: protein binding; protein-membrane adaptor activity. Bases 1 to 1710 code for a protein of 569 amino acids. NCBI's taxonomy places the organism in Eukaryota, Metazoa, Chordata, Actinopteri, Beloniformes, Belonidae. The transcript has 13 exons.